AUGGAGGCUGAGGAGCCGGCGGGGCUAGCGGAGCAGCGCGGGGGCAGCGGAGCAGCCGGGGGGCUGCAGGACCCCGGGACCCGCAGGGACCCUCCAACCCCUCCUGUGGGUGGGCCGGUGGUGGUGGCGGCGGUCACCAACGCGGCCUUCGAGGAGGACCCCCCGCCCUACACCCCGCCGGACCCCAAGAGCCUGCACCUCCUUUACCCUCCCUUCCCGUCCGGAUUCUCCCCGCAGGCUCCGGUCGUCUACCAGCCGGGGCCGGGGGGGCCCUUCCCACCCCAGGGCAUCCCUUCUGCCCCCCUGCCCUACCCCACCUUCAACGGACAGCCGAGCGCGGGGUCGGCGCAGCGCCUGCCCAGGGACUACCUGGUGGAGUCGGUGCUGGUGACCGUCUUCUGCUGCCUGCUCUCCGGGGUCAUCGCCCUCGUCUACUCCUACGAGACCCGAGCUGCACUCAGCCGCGGGGACGUGGUCCAGGCGAACGCGGCAUCCAAAAAGGCACAGUCCCUGGUCCUCUUCAGCCUCCUCUUCGGGUUGUUCGCUUCCAUCAGCUGGGUCAUCUACGUCCUGGUGUCCCUGAACCUAUGA
Molecule: messenger RNA, 591 nt
Organism: Indicator indicator
Lineage: Eukaryota; Metazoa; Chordata; Aves; Piciformes; Indicatoridae
Gene: PRRT1B
Product: proline rich transmembrane protein 1B
Exons: 3
Coding region: 1-591 (196 amino acids)
Cellular component (GO): membrane
Source: RefSeq, a predicted model, not a curated record